GUUACACUGAGCGAUUUCUCCUGACCCUUUGAGAUAAGCACUCUACUUCUUACUGUACUAAAGUGGGGUACUCUCGUUUUACCACGCCGGGCGCACGGAUCACACUGCCUUUGGCGUUGAGCUUUAGCCGCCACAAUUUCCAACAGGUUAUAAUAGGUUGUGAUUGUGACAGAUUCCCAUCACUUUGUGACGACACAAGAUACCUGUCCACCAUACCGCCUUGUAUACCUCUCCGUGCCUGAACAAUUUUCCUGUCAGAUCCGAAAUAAUCACUCUACGAUGGCGAUGUCUUCAAUCGCGAACAUCGUGAUCGAUCCCGAUGGAGAUUUAGUCCUCCUUCUAAACCCAACCACGCCAGAUUCUCAAAAUUUCACCGAAAUGAUGUCUGCACUUAACUCAACUUGCAGCACCCCAGAUACAGAGAUAUCCAGAGAUGCCGACGCUAGAAGGCGAGCUUCCCUUGAGCUUGAAGUUUUGACAAGCGAAUCACACAUGCUCUAUGAUGAUCGCAUACUAGUAUCUUCGAAGCAUAUGUGUUUAGCCUCUCCAGUAUUCAAGGCAGUGAUAGAGGGCGAAUUUCCAGAAGAUGUGCUACCAAUCGCGGGGAAAUUGGGACUUCCACUUCCAAACGACGACCCCCCCGCGAUGAAAAUCUUGAUACAUAUUAUUCAUGGUAGGAUGAACAUGGUUCCAUUGAACAUAGACUUGGAAUUAUUCACUCAAAUAACAAUUCUGGUUGAUAAAUAUGAGUGUCACGAAGUUGUACGGCUCUUACCUCUCAUAUGGAGUUAUGGAUUGUCAGAUUCGUUUUCUGAAACUUCAUGGACCGACAUCGCCCGCUGGGUAUGCAUAGCUUGGCAGUUCGAGCUGGAAGAAGAAUUUCUCAAAGCUACGCAAAUGAUACGGGAGGGAAGUGAUUGCAGUUUGGAAACUUUGAUGAAUUCCAUAAAUUACGACCUGCCGAUCCCGAAGUACGUAGUUGAUAAACUAGAGUCAUGCCGGCUUGAAGGAAUACGAAAAACUGUCAAGAUUCUCCAAGAUACCAUAAAUGAAUAUCAAAGCACCAGUCAUAUCUGCGUGGCUCACGAGGUUCCGUGGUUUUGCAGCUCCUCUGGCAAAUUCCACCACUCUUCUGAUGAUCUCCCUUUACAUAAAAACGAUUGCGAUUCGAUGGUGCUUGGAACUCUCAUCAAGAGUGCUAUGAGUAACGGAUUAUAUCCUCUCCCAGAACAGCCAUACAAUUCAUGGUCAUUGAAGUCACUUACUGCGAAAGUCGAUCUUCUUCGACCUGAUUCGCUGUGCGCCAAGUUCAUAAAAAAAGAGCUCGAAAACCACGACAUUAUGGGAAAGAUCAGAGAAUCGAUCAGAGCUAUUGACAAAUCAGGAUUGGCUCUAACAUCAUGCAAGGAGCUCGCUUUGUGCUAGUCAGCUAAUUCUGCAACUUUCACAUAACUGCGCAAAGUUCAGGAUACCAUGAAGCAGAUAUUGUUUUGCUUUCGCCAUGGUCAUCUUGUUCAUUCUCACAACUCCUCUUUCAUUGGAUCACUUUCAUUCAAUAUAGCUUUUAAUGAUAUUUGAUCAUCGUCUCAGUGAUGAGACGCUAUGGUGCAUAAAGAAGAUAACAUCUAGGAGGUCAUGAACUAUGUAUGGAUAUUAUAUCAUCAUUUUGGUUUGUCUCAAUCAUGAAUUAGUAUAGAAGCAUCUAGUCUAUUAGCUUCCCCCUAAGCA
This is a messenger RNA of Botrytis cinerea B05.10, 1728 nucleotides long. RefSeq lists its product as hypothetical. The record is from RefSeq and is a predicted model, not a curated record. NCBI's taxonomy places the organism in Eukaryota, Fungi, Ascomycota, Leotiomycetes, Helotiales, Sclerotiniaceae. The transcript has 2 exons. Bases 280 to 1425 code for a protein of 381 amino acids.